Molecule: messenger RNA, 1136 nt
Organism: Ruditapes philippinarum (Manila clam)
Lineage: Eukaryota; Metazoa; Mollusca; Bivalvia; Venerida; Veneridae
Product: nucleoredoxin-like protein 2
Exons: 3
Coding region: 121-768 (215 amino acids)
Biological process (GO): photoreceptor cell maintenance; sensory perception
Source: RefSeq, a predicted model, not a curated record
CCCAGAGUUUACCCCGGGUAACACUACAAACAAAUCCCACAAUGCAUUACCACAUGUAAACAACCAUGUGUACUUUCGAUUUAAGGUUGGUUCAAUGAAAAGACAAUCUGGAAGAGGAAAAUGGAUCUUUUUAAAGAUAAAUUUCUUCUCACAAAAGAAUACUUUGAAAAGAAACCAGUAACUCCUGAGGAGGAAACUCUAACUCAGGUACUAAACCUCACACCGCUUGACAAGAAAGAGGAGGAAAAAGAAGAAGAAAAAAUAGUUCCUGGCCGGGAGCUCGGUCACGAGGCACUACAGGGGAAAAUCGUGGGACUAUAUUUUUCCGCCAGUUGGUGCCCACCGUGUCAGCAGUUUACACCUCUCUUAUGUAAUGUGUACGAUGAACUGCAAAACAGAAAAGCUAAUUUUGAAGUGGUCUUCUUAAGUUUUGAUAAAAAUGAGGAAGAUAUGGAAGUAUAUUUCCGACAGAGGCAUAGAAAUUGGUACGCGCUUCCCUUCGAUGACCCUUUCAGAGAUGAACUAAAAGCCAAGUACAACGUAACGGCGGUACCCAAAUUUAUCAUUAUUAAUAAAGACGGCGAAGUGAUUUCAUUAAAAGGCAGGAAAGAAGUUCAAGACAAAGGUGUCAUAGCUUUCCGAAACUGGUCACAGUCUGCAAGUAUAUACGAAGCAAAACAGUCUCAGAAUCAGACCACAAAUGAUAACAACAAUAACGCUGAUAAUGUGAAAGACGAAAACGAGGACGAAAACGAGGCUAUGACUUGAAAAACGUUAAUUUUCUGGCAAAGUCUGGCGAGCUUUGGUUUUUGUGAAACGUAGUUUAUGUUUGUUGUUGAUGCUGUUGCUAAAUAAGUUAGAACAUGAUUGUGCAGGCGGCAGUUACAUUUCUGCCAAACAUGUUGGCCACUGAUCAACAGUUAUGUAUUUUUAACGAUAUAGUGUCAUAUACCAGUUAGUUGUUUUUUCUAUUAAAGGUAAAGUAAUAAGACUAAAUGGGUGUACUACUACGCAUGCUUGCGGUGCUACAGAGUUGCCUUACUCGACUACGUGUAUCAACACAAAAUCAAUUGUUUACUGAUAUAUGAUUAUUUUAUUGUUAUUUGCAUUUUGAGUAAAUAUAAUUUUGCAACAUA